CAUCUAUCACUGGCAUAUCCAUCUCGCCCUUGAGGAAUCGUUCAAGGCCAGCAACGUCCUGCUCAGUAAGAUCGAUCCCUGCGGUCUUAGCAUAUCCGACGAUAUUCGGUCUCCAACCUGGAACUUCUUCGAGCGGAAUCUCUGCGGGCCAGUUCGACCAUCUGAGAUGCAACGUCAAGACUAGAAUAUCAACGCUGCUACUCCCUCCUUCACAGGGAACCAUCAUUUGUGUGUUCGAAACAAGGAACGAAGCUGCGAUGGGGUUUGAUGGACGGUAGAGACUUAGCGCGGGACUUCGGUUCGCCGAAGUGAGACAUGCACUCUCGAAAUCUGUACCAUAGGCAAUGACCGCCGCAUCCUCCUGUGGCCUUUGCAACGCAUGGAAGUAGAGCUUGCCGGCUAUAUGGGAAACAUGUGAGUAAGUAUUCCUUCACUCGCCCGAAUGAAGGAGCAGGAGACCGAUUGAGGACAUCGAUAAGCAUGACAAUACCACACGCAAACAAUUCUGCGGUCUCUUCAGACCGGGUAUCGACCGCGAGACAUACCAAGGUGACCAAGCAACAUGCCAGGUCAGAGGGGCUUAUGGAAAAAAGGGCCCAGCAGCAUUUGUACUCGUCGCGUAAAGUUGCGAAAACGAAGUUCCUUGGCCUCCUCUACCUCGCACUGCCAUCAAUGGUUCUCGGCUGGUUCGCAGGUGUUAGCCAUGUCCAUGUCCAUACUGCCUUGCUAUUGAGAGUAUUGAAAGAGGAGUGCCUGUUUUGUGCAUCGAAAGCAGUUGAUGUGGGGUUAACGUGACGGUUUUGAUCGAAGUUGUAUUCUUUUCAUCGAAAGUGUCAAUGUGGAACCAGCUUGAGAGGAUUUGAACUGACUGAAUCGUCGAGAAGACACCUUGCGCGCAGUCGUGGCAGUAGUUUCAGGGUGACGCAAGAACAAACCUGCAAGUCGCUAAUGCUCUGCGCGUUACUUCACUCGA
Pseudocercospora fijiensis CIRAD86 is the source of this 973-nucleotide messenger RNA. RefSeq lists its product as uncharacterized. The record is from RefSeq and is a predicted model, not a curated record. NCBI's taxonomy places the organism in Eukaryota, Fungi, Ascomycota, Dothideomycetes, Mycosphaerellales, Mycosphaerellaceae. Bases 481 to 795 code for a protein of 104 amino acids. The transcript has 2 exons.